Messenger RNA from Colossoma macropomum (tambaqui), 993 nucleotides. RefSeq lists its product as uncharacterized. The transcript has 6 exons. The record is from RefSeq and is a predicted model, not a curated record. Lineage: Eukaryota; Metazoa; Chordata; Actinopteri; Characiformes; Serrasalmidae. Bases 16 to 993 code for a protein of 325 amino acids.
ACUGACUGUAUUUUUAUGAAAACAGAAACUGAGACAGUGAUGAUGACGGUGGCUGAUGAAGCGGCUGCUGAAGCCACCAACGAAGUCAUGAGCGUCUGUCUGAACGAGACUGAGGAGGAAACUCUGGAGAAACAUCUGGAUCAUCUAGUGAGCACCAACAAUGAUGCAGCUGAAGCCAUCAGAGAGCUCCUGGAGAUCCUGUUCCAUGAUGCUGUGUCGGCGAGUGUCCAGCCUCUGGCAGGAGACGAGCGGCUGAAGCUGAAGGACGAUGUAGCUGAAGCUGAAACUGCUGAGGAACAUCUGGACCUGAAAGAGGCUUCAGACAGUGAUGACCAGCCUCUGGAGAAAGAUGUGAUCAGCGUAAUAGAAGCUGAAGCUCAGCCUGAAGCCACCAAAGACAGUCUGAACGUCUACCUGGAAGAGACUCAAACCCCAGAGAACCAACUUCUGACUGAACAGGAUGUGAAGAAAAGCGACCCUCCUGAGGAAGAAGAGACCAAAAAGAGAAAAACCAGGAGAGGAACCAGAGGAAAAGGACGGAAAAUCCACUAUAAUAAAGACAAAGAUCCAAAUGACAAACUUAACGAACAGAGAACCCAACAAGUCUUUUUGCCGAGAGGUUCUUCUGGACAGACGAACAACAUAAAGAGCUGUGAUGAUGAAAGCAGGGAGGUGGUCCGUCCCAGACGGGUGCAGGAAGAGUGGGAUAGCAGAUCUAAUGCAGUCCCGUACACCCUCACAGUCUGGAGGACAGGAUGGAGAGAAGAACAAACGACAGAAGGACCCCACCGGUGGCAGCAUGACCUAAAGAACUGCGAUGAAGAACGCAGGCAGGUGUUCCAUGCCAGACGGGUGCAGGAAGAGAUGGACACGGGUUAUUAUGCAGUGCCGUUCACCCUCAUAGUCUGGGGGAAAGGAUGGUGGCAGGAACACCAAUCAACACUAAAACCUGAGAGAGACAGAGAACCCGAGAGAGACCAAGAACCUGAGUGA